UCAGAAGUGAUCGUGAAGGAGGAGAGUGAAGAACUGAGUGAAGACGAGGAGAAACAUCAUGUCAAGAGUGAAGAGGAAACUCAUACAAACACUGAAGAUCAUUUUUCAGUGGACAGAACAGCUGUGACAUGUUUCACCUGCAUUCAGUGUGUAAAGAGUUUCAGUUGCAAAUACAAUCUCAAGAUUCACAUGAGGACCCACACUGGAGAGAAACCAUACAAGUGUUCACACUGCGACAAGAGAUUCAAUCAUUCAGGAAACCUGAAUUCACAUAAGAUGAUCCACACUAAGGAGAAAACACACAAGUGUGAUCAUUGUGGCAAAACAUUUCUGAGGCCUUACGAGUUGAAGAAACAUCUCAGACUUCAUACAAAGGAGAAGCCCUAUUCCUGUUCUGAGUGUGGAAAGAGUUUCACACAGCAGUCAUGUUUGAGAAAACAUCAGCAGAUCCACACUGGUGUGAGAGAGUUUGUGUGCUUUGAGUGUGGGGGAAGUUUUAUUCGAGCUGGAGACUUGAAACGACACCAGAUGAUCCACACUGGAGAGAAACCCUGCGUGUGUUCACACUGCAGCAAAUCAUUCAGAGAUUCAGGAUUGCUGAAAACACAUGAGAGGACUCACACUGGAGAGAAACCGUACACAUGUACUCAGUGUGGGAAGAGUUUCACCCGAUUAUCAAACCUUAACAAACAUGUGCUGAUCCACACUGCAGAGACAAAUUACAAAUAAACAAAACACAACAUUUUUUAAGGCUUCAAAGCUGAACAGACAUCUUAGAGUCUGUGUUUGUGCAUUAAGUGUGUGAAGACCUGAAGACUCAAGAACUGGAACUGCAGGAGAGGAUUCAGGCUGAAGAGAAACUGAGUUUUGGCCACUCGUCUAGUCUACUCAGACACGCAAACACAAUCAGUUUGUGUAAAGCUCCUCACCAGCUUUAGGAUGAAGAAACAUCAUCUGAAGUUUUGACAGCAGCUUCAUUGUGGGACUUACAGAUGGAGUUCCUCACCAAACAACAUUAUCUGAAGCUUUUAUUAUUGUAGUCAUCUGCAAUUUUGCCUCCUGCAGAGUUGGGUGUACGGCAUUCCACAGUAAUGUGUUACUGUAUUCUAAUGACAUUUUUGGGGAACUCAGUAAUGUAACGAAUUACAUUUUAACUGUGUGUGAUUUGAUUACAGUUACUGAAGUCUACUUAUAUUACAAAUAUAGCAUUAGAAGGAAAAAAUGCUUCUUUUAAAUCACGUUUUCCACUGCAAGCAUUCACUAUUAAAUUGCUGGAGAACGUGAGCUGAAAUGGCUGCUGACGAGAGCGGCUGCUUCUUCAAGUGGAAAUACAGACAUUACUUUGAUUUCAUUGAGCGUAAAAACUAAAAUAUUGCUGUGAAAGUCAGUCUAUGUCCAGUCUCUAAAGAGCUUUACGCUGCUUUUAACUUGACCAGCAGCUUGUUCGAGCACUUGAACAGAAAGCAAUCAACGACAAUAAUACUCAUCACCAAGGAGGACAUUAGCGCCCAAAAACACAGCGGAUUGGGAGUGAAGAUAUCUUCUGAAUGUGAAGAGAAACUUAGCUGCGUAUGGGGCUGUUCACAUAUCACGUCUUUUGCAUGAGCAAGUUCGUUAUUUAAAAUGAAGGUGUGCAGCUUACACACACACAUAUUUGGAGCGCAUAUUGCGCAUGCUCGCAACUGACCAAUCAGCUUCAUACUUUGUAUGAAAUAUACAUAUUUCGCUAGGCUAAUUACCUCAGACACGCACAGAAAACCCAAACACUGCAGUGCUUUUGCAUACUAUGAAUGUCAGUGGUUACAGGUGUACAGUUUUCCUCUAAAUGUCUUGUGUGUUAAAAAAAGACGAACUGGUUUGGAUCGAGUGAAUAAUGACAGUAUUGUAAGUUUUGUGUGAACGAUCUCUUUAAGUCUGGUGAAUACGUCAAACUGCUGUGAUUAACCCAUUGUAAUGUUUCUCAGUAAAUAUUAAAUUGCUGAAAGAGCUGCA
Danio rerio (zebrafish) is the source of this 1992-nucleotide messenger RNA. Lineage: Eukaryota; Metazoa; Chordata; Actinopteri; Cypriniformes; Danionidae. The record is from RefSeq and is a predicted model, not a curated record.